Dracunculus medinensis (Guinea worm) is the source of this 4905-nucleotide messenger RNA. The record is from the annotation of a GenBank genome assembly. Lineage: Eukaryota; Metazoa; Nematoda; Chromadorea; Rhabditida; Dracunculidae.
AUGUCACAUUUUGGAGGAAUGGAUUCAGCGAAACUUGAACAACUUGAAGCACUUUUGAACGUCGAUGUAGAAAAUCAAGAAUUCAUCAAGAAUUGCUAUGAAUGCGUCAUUAAGUACGAAUAUAAUGCGGACGAUCCACCGCAAACUAUCAGAAUAAUAAUUCAGUCGAUGAAAUGGCUAUUGGAAUAUGAACGCGCAUUUGCUGAUGAAUUACGUGAAAUAGCUGAGAAGGAAGCAAAUGAAUUCAAUGAGAAGGAGGAUAAACUGGAAAAGGAAGCGAGGACUCUAAAAAAUGAAAUUACUGAACUUCGAAAAUUAUUGGCUUCAAAUACGAAAAAUGAUGUAUAUAAAAGCGAAACGUUCCGUGUCGAUAAUCUUCAAGAAGAAAUUGCUUAUUUAAAUGCGCAAAUUCGUGGACGUGUUCGAGAGAUCAAUGAUGAGCGUGAUAAAAAUGAGGAAUUAACUGCUCGAGUGAAUGCUCUGGAGAAGGAACGAAAUUCUCUUAUUCAUCACAAAAGUUUACUAGAAGAUAGAAUACGCGAUUUGAAUCGCCAUUUGAGCAGUACAAAUGAGAUUUCGGCCAAGAUCGAAGCAGAUGAACGCAAACUGAACCAAAGGAAUGAGCAAAUAAUUAAACUUUCAUCGCACAUUAAGGAAAUAACGCAACGUAAUGAUGAAAUGGCGAAUGAAAUAGAUCGACUAUCUCAAGCUUUAGCUUCAGCUACAGUUUUUAUAGAAGACACAACGGAAAAAUAUGCGAGUAUGAGAAAUGAACUCAUCGAAAGUAAUAAGGUGAUUGAAAGACUUGCGAAUGAGAAUGAAAUAUUAACAAAACAAAUCGAAGUUAGAGGAGAAGCAUUCAAAAAAAUGGAAUACACUGAAGGUGCAACAAUUGAAUGUUAUCAGGUAUCUUUUUUUGUCCUUAUUUUUGAAUUUUCUGAAAUCGGCACUAGAAGUAUAGUGAAAAUUUAUUUCUCUAUUUAUGGUAUCGUUUUGAAGAAUAUUAUAAGCGGAAAAGACAGACAAAUCGAGGAACUUCAAGAGGCAACCCGUUCAUUUCAAGUAGAACUUGACAAAACUCGAGCGCAAAUACAGUUAAAUAAAAGUGAGGAGCGUGAAGAAGAACUUGAAAGGCUAAGAAAUGAGCUCGUCGAGGCUACGAAAUUUGCGAAACAAUUUUUUGGCUCAAUAAAUGCGGGAAGAGACCGAAAUAUAAUGGAGUUACAAUCCAAAAUAUUGCAACUCAACCAAGAAACAUUUGGUGAUGCUGAAAAUGAAAUAAGCCGACUUGAGAAGCAGUUGAAAUUCCGAGAUGAGCAAAUCGAGAAAUUGAACGUGAAAUGUUCAUUGCUCCAUUAUGAACUAAUUUCACCAUCGGAGAAGGCAAAUACUUCUUUCAGUGGCGUUCUGAACCUUUCGCAUGAGACUAUAAGAUCAGCUGAAGAAUCUUCCGAGGAUUCAACAUCAUUGUCGCCACCGAAAUUGAAGACAACCGAAGAUAAAAGUAUUGAAACUGACGUGAAAAAUACAGUUGAUACUGUACAAAAAGCACUUGCAACCGAAAAGACAGAAAUACAAACUAAAAUCCUAAGGCCGAAUACUCAAACGAUUGAGAGUUGGGAAGCAAGUGCAAUGUUAAUCGCUUCACAAAAUCAUGAACUCAUGAUUCUACUUCAGGAAAUUGAAGAUAAGGAUGAACAAUUACAAAGGAUGGAAAGAAUUAUGAUAGAUGCCACAAAAAAUUUUGAUUGUUUAACUGAAAAAUAUUCGAAACUACAAGAAGAAUUCAUUAAAUUCAAAGAGGUGAAAGAACGAGAACUUAAUAGAAAAAUUAACGAUACGAUUGCUGAGUAUGAAGUGGAACUUGAAUGGUACAAUAAGUUAUCAAACUCAGUGGAAAAAGGCGAACUUACAAAAGCAACAAUGCAUAGAAAAUUAAUAUCAGAACGAAUUCAAAGGUGUCGACUUGACAGGAAACUUCGAAUGAUCGAAAAAAAUUAUGAAAGCGAAAAAGAUAAAAAUAUUAAUUUGAAAAAAAAAUUACAAUAUAAUAUAAUGCUUCAUGGCAAACAAUUGAUAACAGCUCGAUAUGAAGCAGAAUUGACAACAUUGGAACUAGCAAGACUUCAGAAUAUUUUACUUCAUUCUGUACCACAAAGGGAAUAUGACAUAUUACUCGACAAAUAUAAACGAAUCCUAGUUGAAGAGAGUGGCGAUAUACAGCCAAGCCAGCUACGUUCCUCAUGCAAUCUUCAAAUCGAAUUGCUGCAAACAGACUGCAAAUCAAAUGAGAAUGAAUUGUUGGCUAAAAUCGACUAUUUAAAGAAUCUGAAUGACGUCCUAAAUAACCAAAACGAAUUCUGGAAAGCGGAAAAUGAUAAACUGAUUAAAGAAAAUGGUGAAUUGCAGAAAUUUUUCGAGGAAAUUGAAUGCGAAUCUCAUGUAAAAGGAAUGUUAGUUGCAAUUCAACGACGUUUCUUGAAACUUUUAACGGAACAAGCUGAUUAUAAUCGAAGCCAAACAUUUUCUGCAAAUCAAUUUCAUCGUCUUCGAUCGGAAUUUUCAACGAAAUCGCUUCAAUGGGUUGCGGAACGCAAAAAAUUGAUAAAAAUUAUACGCAACUUGCAGAUUUCUAUUCAGGUGAAUUUGCCUCGAUUUUACGCGUUUUCCGGCCGUGUUGAAAGCAAAUCUGAGGAAUUAGCAAUUCAACUACGAAACAUCGAAUCAAUCAAAUGGAGCCAUGAAAAAAUCAAGGAAAAUGAUUUUGAUGUUAUAAAAUUGCAAAAAUCUUUUCAAGCAAAUCAGUUCAAUUUAUUGAAUACGAUAAAUGAUUUGGAUAAUACUAAAUCACAACUAAAAAAAAAAGAAGAAAAAAUUGCUGAACUCGAGACAUACAUCGAACAACUGAAAAUACAAAUAAGUGAUUUGAUAACCGCGGAUAGCGAUAUUAUAUCAUUCAAUGUGGAUAACGCGAAAGCGCUCGCUGAGGAGAAUAUUGUAAGCGAUAUCACAAAUCCAGGAGACCUAGAAGAAAAUGCAAUCACUACUCAGCAAGUACCUUCAGCAACUAUAAAUAGCAGCGAAGCUGAGGCCGAACAAAAAGAAUGCCUUCAAACAAAAAUGAUAAUCUACGAUAAUUCGGAAAAAUGUGAAAAGAAGGUUGAAUAUAUUCGAGAAACUGCUCAGUUGUGCAUUGAAAACUAUAAGGAUCAAUUAAAAUAUAAGGAAGAAGUAAUCGAAAAAUAUAAAGAAAUUAUAAAACAAAUGGAUAAUAAGAAAAUUAGCGAAAAAAAUAAAGGAAUUUUGCUACAACGUGAAAAUGACGAUGAAGGAAAACUAACUGAGAAAAUGAAACGUUCGAAUGAAAUUUUAGAAAAUCAAAAAUUUGAUGAAAAUUUUCAACAAAUUUAUCGUUUAAAAAUGGAUAUCGACGAACUUGAAAAUGCAAAUAAACGUUUAAGUGAACGUUUAACGGAAAUCAACGAAACUUCUCAACGAAAUCAGCAACAACAACAAGUGCAACAACUAAAGGAAUACAUCGAUGGUUCAACUCAAACAAUAAAUUUAGAUGAAAUAUUUAAUGAUGAGAAAAUUAUCAACGAAAAUUAUCAAUCACCGUUGUCACCGUCACCAUCAUCGUUUAAUAAACCAUCGUUGUCACCAUCACCGUUUAAUAAAUUCGAUGAACAAAAUAAUCGAAUAAUCGAUUUAAAUGAAAAUCAAUCGUUAAAAAUUCCACAAGAAUUAAAUAAAUUAACGAAGAAAAAAUUACAAAUCAAAACCAAUGAUGGAAUAAGGAAUGAAAAUAAUAUUUUACAUGCGUUACGCAAAGAAGAAUCCUUAGUGAAUUCAUUGCGGAACGAAAUACGCACUCUUAAGGAACGACUUGCUACCCAAACUGCAAAUAAUAAGGAACUAAAGGAAGUAUGUGAAAAGAUACGUGAGGAAGCGUUAAGCACGAUUGAACAAAAGUAUUAUCGAACUGAAUUCGCAACGGGAAAUAUGGAAAAUAACGAAUUAUUUAAUAAAUUGGAAAAAACAAAAACGGAAGUGAUAAAUCUGAAAAGAACGGUUCGAAUACAAAAUGAAUUAAUUGGAAAACUUCAAAAAGAACAGAAAAAAUUUGAACUAAAAAAUUCAUCGGAAUGUGAAUCACGAGAAAGCGAACUUCAAGAAAUCAUUAAAAGAAGAGAAAAACGAAUUGAACAAAUGAAUCGAGAAGAAAAAUUACGAAUAAAUGAAUUGGAAAAGCUUGAAAUCACUUUAAAGGAUUUAAGAAUGAACAACGAUAAUUUUUUAUCAAUAAAAGAUGAGAGUGACAAGAAGAUAAAAAUGUUCGAAGAUAGUAUAUCAUUAAUCACUCAACAAAACACUUUGCUUAGAAAGGAAAAUGAAAUUCUUAAUGGAAGAUUGACGAAUUUACAAAACGAAUUGGAAGACGCCAACGAAAAAUUGCAAAGAAUUCGAGAAGAGAAAUCUCAAAAAAUAGAAAAUUUACAUAAAUUUUCAAAAUCAACUGAAAUUAAUGGAAUUGAGGAAUCUUUAUUUCAAAAAAAUUCGCGAGAUACUUAUGGAAAUACAGAAUACAGCGAGAUGCGACCUAAUCAAGCUGGAUUCGGAUCAGGGCCCGGUUGUGCUGACCAGAUAUUCACAUUAAGAAGGUACAAAGAGGCCUACGAAGAAGCGAGGGAAAGAUUAUUACUCGUUGAGAAGGAAUAUACGAAAUUUCGUAAGGAAUAUAAUAAAAUAAUAAAACGAAUAACGAAAAAAGAAUUCAAAGAGCCCGAGGAAAUUUCAGCAAUUGCUGUACUUCGAGAUAAAUUAAUGGCGAAGGAAAAAAUAAUCGAACAACAGAAUCAUCGGAUCGAAAUGCUCGAACGUGAACGAUGGAGAAGAAUCCUUUAA